This is a messenger RNA of Strongylus vulgaris, 179 nucleotides long. Lineage: Eukaryota; Metazoa; Nematoda; Chromadorea; Rhabditida; Strongylidae. The record is from the annotation of a GenBank genome assembly.
AUGACAAUGACAUAUCGGAAGUUCAUUGACAUGAAAGCAUCGUGCUUUAUACCAGGAAAGGUGUUAGAUGAGUUUUUCCGUAUUAUUGAUAUACUGAAGAAGUCACAUGAUCGAGGUGGAACCCUUACCAUAGACAUCCACGAACUUCUUAAAGACUUGAGAGAUUUAUCAAGGUAAGU